UUUUAUUGCCUCUCUGAGGUGGCUUUGGAAGGAGACACCAGGUGACACAUGUUUGAAAAGGGUUUAAAAGUUGGAUGUGGUUGGAGUAGACGGUGUUGUCUUGUAGGAGCAGUGGACUGGAACUGCUGUGGACUUCAGUGAGCGUUUGAGCAGAACAGCCAGCAAUGGAUAACUCAAUGGUCUGUUUGGCCAAUGCAACAGUUUGCAAUGGCACAUCCUGUCUGGUACCAGAAAGCAGCUUCAACGCCGUUCUAAGUGCGGUCCUGAGUGCCGUCCUGACCAUCCUGUUGGCUCUGGUGAUGUUCUCCAUGGGAUGCAACGUGGAACUCAAGAAAUUCCUAGGGCACAUAAAGCGGCCAUGGGGCAUCUGCAUUGGCUUCCUCUGUCAGUUCGGGAUCAUGCCCCUCACAGGAUUCAUCCUCUCCGUGGCCUUUGACAUCAUCCCCAUCCAAGCUGUAGUGGUCCUCAUCAUGGGAUGCUGUCCGGGAGGGACUUCCUCCAACAUCUUGGCCUAUUGGGUGGAUGGCGACAUGGACCUGAGCAUCAGCAUGACCACCUGCUCCACGCUGCUCGCCCUGGGGAUGAUGCCGCUGUGCCUGUUAAUCUACACCAAAAUGUGGGUCGACUCAGGGAUGAUCGUGAUUCCCUACGAUAACAUAGGUAUAUCUCUGGUGGCUCUUGUUGUUCCCGUCUCCCUUGGAAUGUAUGUUAACCACAAGUGGCCCCGGAAAGCCAAGAUCAUCCUUAAGAUUGGAUCCAUCACAGGCGCCGUGCUCAUAGUGCUCAUAGCCGUGGUUGGAGGCGUGCUCUACCAGAGCGCCUGGAUCAUAGAGCCCAAACUCUGGGUCAUAGGAACCAUAUUUCCCAUAGCUGGCUACUCCUUAGGGUUUUUGCUGGCUAGAAUAGCCGGUCAGUCCUGGCACAGGUGCCGAACCGUUGCUCUGGAAACAGGGAUGCAGAACACCCAGCUGUGCUCCACCAUCGUGCAGCUCUCCUUCACCCCCGAGGAGCUCAACCUCAUAUUCACCUUCCCACUCAUCUAUAGCAUCUUCCAGAUCAUUGCGGGAGCAUUGUUCUUAGCAGUGUACGUGGUAUACAAGAAAUAUUAUAGAAAAAACAAUGUGGAAUUUCCGGAGGGCAGAGACAAUGGACCAGUGCCUGAUUCAUCGUUCCAACAGGUUAAUGAAGGAUUUCAACCAGACGAAAAGCAAACACCAGUGAACCAAAAAGAAUCCUAAAGAAUAUGCUUCAGCUCUAACAAUACUUAAUUAUUUGUUUGGGUAGGAUAUUUGGCAGAAAAAAAGUUACAGUGAAAAUUUAAA
This is a messenger RNA of Dama dama (fallow deer), 1322 nucleotides long. RefSeq names its product solute carrier family 10 member 2 (gene SLC10A2). The transcript is spliced from 6 exons. Bases 165 to 1238 code for a protein of 357 amino acids. NCBI's taxonomy places the organism in Eukaryota, Metazoa, Chordata, Mammalia, Artiodactyla, Cervidae. Gene Ontology annotation, cellular component: apical plasma membrane. The record is from RefSeq and is a predicted model, not a curated record. Gene Ontology annotation, biological process: bile acid and bile salt transport. Gene Ontology annotation, molecular function: bile acid:sodium symporter activity.